Messenger RNA from Cantharellus anzutake, 525 nucleotides. RefSeq names its product Ctf8-domain-containing protein. Gene Ontology annotation, cellular component: Ctf18 RFC-like complex. The transcript is spliced from 2 exons. The coding region runs from base 1 to 525 and encodes 174 amino acids. The record is from RefSeq and is a predicted model, not a curated record. Gene Ontology annotation, biological process: mitotic sister chromatid cohesion. Lineage: Eukaryota; Fungi; Basidiomycota; Agaricomycetes; Cantharellales; Hydnaceae.
AUGCUCAUCCCUAUCAACCUCCCAGCAUCUGUUCCCUCAAGAUACCCACAUUUACCUCCUUCUCUACUCGAGUUCGGCAAUGAGGUUGUCAUCAUUGAGCUGCAGGGCGAGCUGGUCACUGGGGGAAACUCGGACGGCCAGGUGGUCGGUACUCUUGUGAUCCACUCCGAAACCAAAAAACCAAUGCUUAGGAUUGGGCAUCAUCUCCUUGAGGGCAGUAUACAGAAGCUUCCAAAGGCAUAUGCUGUCCUCGCUCGACCCUCAUCAAAUGACGAGAUCGUUCUCCCAAAGCGCCGAAAACUUCGACUGUCUCCUGACUCGGUCCACGAGGACGAAGAUGUUGAAGGGGAUGCGCAGGGGCCCGAUGACUCGAGCAUCGCUGAAGAUUUUCCGGAGGAUACUGGGGAAGAUACCAACACGGCCUACGACAUGAUUGCAAUUGUCAAGAAAAAACUUGUAUUUUCCAAGCGACCUGUGCCUAUCGUCCCUUCAACUACGAAUUUUGAAACUAAUGUACCUGCCUGA